This is a messenger RNA of Salpingoeca rosetta, 1461 nucleotides long. RefSeq lists its product as uncharacterized. Gene Ontology annotation, biological process: regulation of transcription by RNA polymerase II. The coding region runs from base 1 to 1461 and encodes 486 amino acids. Gene Ontology annotation, molecular function: transcription cis-regulatory region binding. NCBI's taxonomy places the organism in Eukaryota, Choanoflagellata, Craspedida, Salpingoecidae. The record is from RefSeq and is a predicted model, not a curated record. Gene Ontology annotation, cellular component: nucleus. The transcript is spliced from 13 exons.
AUGAUUGCGGUGACGGAUGCAGUGCUGGUGCACGGCGGGCUGCGCGGGGCGGUCUCGCUGGCGAUGGCCCUGCUGGUUGAACUUGAGCACCAGAUUCCGGACAAAACGCGCAACUAUGCCAUGUUUUAUGGUGCCGGCAUUACAUUCCUCACACUCGUCAUCAACGCGCCAACGGCUGGACACCUCGUUCGGUGGCUCGGUCUACUGCGGGCAUCGCAUGCGCAGAGCGAGCAGUUCAAUCGCGGCGUGAAGUUGCUGCUGUCAAAGUUGACAGCAGACAUGCAAGCGUCAAUUGAGCGCGCGCCCGAGGACCAGAAGUCCCUCUGCAAUUGGCCAAGGGUGAAGCAGUUUCUGUCGUUUGAAGAGCUCAUCCAGCCCGUCAGCCACCGCAUGGGUCGCCAGCUCUCUGCCGCUGAGCUCGCAGUCAUCAACCGCGACCCGCACGCGCAAGACAACGACGACGAUGACGCCCUUGGUCUCAUCGUCCCAGACGAGGACGAAGCAGAUUCGGCGCUGUGCUGUGCGCGUGUGCGUCGCCCCGAGCAGCGGUUGAGUGCACGCGCUCUCCGCCUGCAGGAGGCACGCCUUCGCUUUCUCCGCGGAACUGUCGAGGUGUAUCAUCAACUGUCGCUUGACGGGCAGCUGUCGAGCGAUUCGCUCAAAGCGCUGCUGGCGGCAGAGGAGGCGGCCGAGGACCGCUGCCACAAACCCUUCUCAGAGUGGACGGACACGCUGUGGAGCGUGUGCAAGAACCCCAGCUGGCUCAGUUUCUUGCUGAAGAAGAACAGGUGGGCGACAGUUGGCGAGUGCCAGGGAACACACGAGGUGCUUGAGCAGCUGCGACAGGAGAGCACGCGGGCGACGCUUGGCGCAAAGGCGUACUUGGAAAAGGUGGCGCGGAAGUAUGCAGCAGAGACGGCACAGGUGUACACAGAGCAGGUUGCCAAUCGGAUGCUGGCACAACUGAACAAGAACAUCCACAAACUCGCUGGGGAAGGGCACUUUGUUGAUGCUGAGCUCGAUACGCUUGCAAAGUUUAUCAAGAAGAAGCAGGCACUGCUGCUGCGCGGGCGGGCGGAGUUUGCGCCGCCGAGCGAGCGGGACACGCUUCGUGUUUCCCGCCUGUUUUCUCUUGUUGACGAAGGGCUGUUCAACGACGUCAUGAUGUCACACGAUGAAGUUGUGCUGGACACGGGUGGUCUCCUCCUUGAUUCGCAGCAGCAGCAGCAGCAGCAGCAGCAGCAGCAGCAGCAGCAGCAGCAGCAGCAGCAGCAGCAGCAGCAGCAGCAGCAGCAGCAGCAGCAGAGUGAUGGCGUGUUUUACAUUGCACAAGGCUCGCUUGAGUACACGCAUCCACAAGGGUUUCAGCAGGUGCUGGAUCGGGGUACAUAUGUCAACGCCGCGUCCAUGCUGGCGAACAAGGCGCCUCUCCUGACCAUUACAGGUGCUCACUUGUGCUGA